GCCCCUGGAGGCUGCACCCGCGGGUGGGGCAGAAACUGACACCCCACAGCCUUUGGCCACGGGCACCAGGCAGAUCCCUACGCUCAGGCUUCCUGCGAGCAAAAUAAGUCCCACCCCAGCCCCAACCAAGACCUACCGGCAGCGCCAAAAAGUGACCCGUAGUGUUGACGCAGUGCGCAGGCUCGGUCGGCCACUGGACCGCUGCCGUAUUAAGUUUCACACCUUCAUGGAGAUCGCGUGAGGCCUCCCGGCUGAAUAGAGCGACUAUGAGAUCAUGGCUCAUGUGGACGAGGCCGCCCGCCAGUUGUCCAAGUCUGGGUCAACCCUCUAUGCAGUGCUGGAGCUUAAGAAGGGUGCCUCACCUGAAGACGUCAAGAAGGCCUACAGGAGACUGGCCUUGAAGUAUCAUCCAGACAAGAAUCCAGGGGACGCUCAAGCAGCAGAAAUCUUCAAGGAGAUCAACACAGCCCAUGCUGUACUGAGUGACCCUAAGAAGCGGAAAAUUUAUGACCGGCAUGGCUCAUUGGGGAUAUAUAUAUAUGAUCACUUUGGCGAAGAAGGCGUCACAUACUAUUUUACAAUGAAUAGUUGUUGGUUCAAGACACUUGUCCUCCUGUGUGCUCUACUCACCUGUUGCUGUUGUUGCUGCUGCUGCUGCUUUUGCUGUGGAGCACUUAAGCCACCACCUGAGGAAACAACUAACAAAAAAAAUGCAUCAAAUGUCCAGCAUCAGCCUCCCAGGUCAGGACGCAGAGAACAUUUUAGAAGAGGGGAAGAUGGUUCUAGUGAUGAUAAUUAGUAAAAGAUGAAGAAGAGUGAGAUGCUGAGCCAGUGAGGGUGCCUUCUGCUGCCCAGGCCACUGGACUCGGGGAAGAGAGGAGCAAGUAGCCCUGAUUUG
Molecule: messenger RNA, 898 nt
Organism: Bubalus bubalis (water buffalo)
Lineage: Eukaryota; Metazoa; Chordata; Mammalia; Artiodactyla; Bovidae
Gene: DNAJC5G
Product: DnaJ heat shock protein family (Hsp40) member C5 gamma
Exons: 6
Coding region: 275-799 (174 amino acids)
Source: RefSeq, a predicted model, not a curated record